This is a messenger RNA of Diatraea saccharalis (sugarcane borer), 5293 nucleotides long. NCBI's taxonomy places the organism in Eukaryota, Metazoa, Arthropoda, Insecta, Lepidoptera, Crambidae. The record is from the annotation of a GenBank genome assembly.
AGUAGUAGUAUUUCUUUGAAGUGGUGAUGUUACUCAAGUGUGCUACGAAAUUGUACAAAAUUAUUUUGAAGUAACGCAAGGGGCACACUUAUUUUUAUGUGAUUAUAUCAGACAAUACAUGCAUUAUGAUUCUUUUAAUGCCCUAGCUAUAAGAUAGGUGGUAUACUUUGCGGGUUAUUUUAGUAUUCGGUGACAUUUUAGUGAAGUGCCUAAUUUGAACAUGGAGGCUAUAGCCAAACACGAUUUCACAGCAACUGCUGAUGAUGAACUUAGUUUUAGAAAGAAUCAGGUUCUCAAGAUACUAAAUAUGGAGGACGAUAUGAAUUGGUACAGAGCUGAAUUAGACGGUAAAGAAGGGCUCAUACCUAGUAAUUAUAUUCAAAUGAAGAGUCACAAUUGGUAUUUUGGAAAAAUUACAAGAGCAGAUGCUGAGAAAUUGUUAGCAAAUAAACCAGAGGGUGGUUUUUUGAUAAGAAUCAGUGAGUCCAGCCCUGGUGAUUUUUCACUUUCUGUCAAAUGUCCAGAUGGAGUGCAGCACUUCAAGGUCUUAAGGGACGCAUCCAGCAAGUUUUUCUUGUGGGUGGUGAAAUUCAAUUCGCUCAACGAACUAGUAGACUACCACCGCACCGCAUCCGUCAGCCGCUUGCAAGACGUCAAACUGAAAGAUGUUGUACCCGAAGAGAUGUUGGUGCAAGCGCUAUAUGACUUCACGCCGCAGGAGGCGGGCGAGUUAGAGUUCAGGCGCGGUGACGUCAUCACAGUCACCGAUCGCUCCGAUCAACAUUGGUGGCAGGGCGAGAUAGCUCAGAGACGCGGCUUAUUUCCCGCGUCGUACGUGACCGCGUACCACUCAUAGUGUUAUAGCGUUCGCCCACCACUCUCUACCGCUACGUGUCCCACGAUUCACGACCCUACUGUAUAGGUACGCUCAUAUCACUACGCAAGGACGCUUAGUACGUAAUGACGCCCGUACACGUACUAAUCGUACGAAUUAACGUGUCAAGAUCUAUUCUGUUUCUGCGAAAACGAAAUUUCGUAUAUUUUCGACACACUAAUACGACCACAAAUAAAUUUUUAAUAAUUUGUGAUGCAACGGAGGUAAACGCUGACAUUACUUCUGAUGCACAGAUAAACUUCACGGAUUUGAUUUUAACAAAAUAGUAAGAAUGAUACGAAAUUUUCUGAAUCUUGUGUUCGAGAACAAAUAGAGAAUAGGUCUUCCGGUGUCAUAAUUCGUACGAGUAGUAUACGAUAUAGCGCGCACGUUUACACUCGCACUCUAUCUGUGGGCGCGUUUUAACCAUCAAGUAUUUUGUAGCCUAAAAUUCGUAAUUUAUGGUAAAGAAAUGAUGAGAUGCCAAGGCAUGUAAGAAUUGUUUACCUAUUGUAGAGAUGUUGGUAGUGUUCUAAUUUGUUGGUUGUAAUCUUUUAUUUAACUAUGUAUUUUUCAACAUAGCUUAGUAAAUUAAAAAGUAGUUCAACUUUUGAAAAACAUUUUUUUUAGUUAAAAGGAAAUUUAGAAAAAUAUUAGAAACCAAAUACAAAGAUUUAUACAUUACUAAGAUUAUGCUAUAAGAUAUCAAACGGAUACAUAGAUUAAAAAAAAAAUAAGAGCACUACUGCUAUCUAUGGACAAAGAGAACGGAAUUCGUGACGUAUAAUGUAUUCGAAAACGGCCUCCUGUACCAAAUGCUUUGGGUACACCAAAACGCGCCCUAAGAGUAAAGUGUGUAUAAAUGUUUUUGCGAUCUAUGAAUUUUACAAGCUUUUUACUUGUACGUGUCUAAACUUGCGCCUUUAUCGUUAGUGUACGCAGCACUUAACGUUGUUUUCAUGCCACACAAACCUGAGGUGACUAUUGUAAUAAUUCAUGUCACAUUUCGAUUGGUUAGGGAAGUCGAAUAAAAAUUGCAGUGCGACUUCUUUAAACACUCGUGGUAUCUAGUCUUCAUACUAUUUACAUUGGAUGUUUCUGUUAAUAGGAAUAUAUAGGUGCUGUUUUAUCAAUAUCAUCAUGUCCAAGCGCUUCUCAAAAACUGCCCAUAUUAAUAAGUAUCGUUAUUUUUAAACGGGAAUUAAUUAUGAAAAGAAUAGAGUCUAAUAUUCCUAAAGAAAAAGUUAAUGUAAAUAGUAGGAAGUGGCCGUCAAUUUAGCGCUAAGACGUAUUCAAGUCCCGGUUUGUUUCCACAACAUGGUGCUUCGUUUCCUACGAUCGAUGUUUAGUUUACGGCGUUUAUACACGGUGCGAGUAACAUGCGCAUCCCGUCACUUGCGCAGGUGAUAUGCAUAUUCUAAACUUACGUGUAAACUUGACACUAAUGUGCGGGUCCAGUGACUCGUGUGCUAAUGCUAGCUUUGUGCGCCAGUCGCUCGCACGUUUACUUACUCGAGCUAGUUGCACCGUGUAUAACGGCCAUUAGGGAGAGUAGCUACGUGUCGGUCCGCUCGGCGGCGGAUCUAUUUGCCUUAAUUUAUGCAAUACGAAAUGAUGUUUUGGUAGUACAAAAAAUAUAUAUAGUGCAGUGUUGCGUUUUGGUGUUCUGUGACGAAUUUAUAAUUGUAUUCUCUCAAUAUUUUGUAAUCGUGACAUGUUGCAUUUGCCAUGCAGCAAUCUUGUCCUUAAUUACGUGCCAGAAUGUUAUUUGUAGUUUUUUUUUUUUAUAUUAAAUAUGUUUAUUUAGUAAUAAUAUAAAGGUAAAGGGAUCAAGUCGGUUCUAACUGACAUCUCUCUCUCUCUCUCCACAUAUAUACACACACAUGUUUAGGUUUUGUCUCGAUGUGAUUUUUAAAGUAUGACCAUUAUUUAUCCUAUUUUAUUAGUGUAUAAUGCUCAUUUUAAAAAUAUUUACCAUUUACAUGUUAGUUAAGUAAAUAGUUUUUAGUUCAUUUUAUACAUUUCGAACUUUUUUUUUAAUUUUUGGCAUACAAAAAAAUGUAAUCUGGUACCGAUAGUCACGUAGUAUGUAACUCCGAAAGCUAAGGUCGUCUAGUAUUAGGAUCGGACUAUUUUUGUGUUACGCACAAUAUUCUGAUGCCCGAUAAUUCAAUGUUUGGUCAAUUUAUUAUUUUAUAUGACAAUGUUUUGAUAUGAUAGAAUGUACAUACAUGGAGGUUUUAUAACAAUGAAUAUUAUUAUAUAAAUAUGUGUAACAUCGUGCUGUAUCGCUUUUGAUGUGUUUAUUUGAUGAUUUGUUACCGUUUUAGUGUUUUUUAUCAAUUAAUAAGUGAGUAACGAAUAUAAACGAAGUCGUCUUAAAAAAAUGAAUAAUGUAAAUUAAAUUAAUACAGUUUUUUUAUAGUAAAUUUUGACGAUGGUAGUGUUUAGGCUCCUGAAUGAUAAGAUUAUGGUCUUUAUUCCGAUGUGAUUAUGUAAUUAUUGGCACUAGAAUUGUGUCAUUGUACUUAGUUAGAGUAAAACACUUAGUCAAGACUUGAAAUGGAUAAAAACUUUGAGUGCUCGUUGAUCCAAUGUAGAUAUUUAUUUUUGUUAUUGUAUUGUACCCAAAAUUACUAUAUUUAUGGAACGUACAUGAAUAGAAUUUUAAUCUUAAAAACAAUUGAGGAAACUACUUUUAAGCAUUUUAAAUAUAAAUUGACACUUGACACGUUAGAUGGGCGACAUGUAUCGACGCCGGCGCAGACGGAAAAGACACGACAGACGGCUUUGUAUGUGAAUUAAAUUAUUUUAAAAAGUAACGUUCUAAACUGAUGAAUCUUCAUAUAGCAAACUGUAUAUUUAAUACCUAUAAUCUGUUGUAUCUUCAAGAGCAUUUUACGGUUGUUAUGAUCCAAUGCAAGUAAUUUAAUCACAUAUCGAUUUUGAAAAGUUCCAUGGUGUCAGAUGUUUUAUACAGUAUUGAUACUAACAUAUUUUUUUUUAUUGCGUUAACUAUGAUUCAAAAAUUAAGAAAAAGCUGUAAACUUGUAAUGGUGUCGAACGAGUCCAAGAUUCGUUUGAUGUCUUGUCGUGUCAAAUGUAUGCUGCUGACAAGCAUUGUAGACAAAAAUUACUAAUAUAUGAAAUUAACGCCACCACUUCAUUAUAAAGUGUAGAAAACAAACUGUUCUUAACAAACGCAGAAAGAGGUUAGAAACGCCCAAAGAAUAAAUGCGAAUAUCCUUGUCGUGUCAAAGAAAUAAAAUAAGCAAUAUACGUGUUUAUGUAAGUUCUCUUCCUAAAACCUUGAUAUAUCUUUAAUCAAUUAUAGCUCUUUACAAUAUAACCUUUCAGCAAAGCCUCUUAAAUAUGUAUUACAAUCUUUUUUCUAAAAUCCACGCCUAUCACAAUCAAACUUGCGUAUGUUUGUAAGCUCGUAUCUAUUAUAGUUUCACAUUAAUGGCGACCUAAAUUGGAUCAAGUUGGCGACAUAGGUUCGCAUUCAAAGAAAUAAAGGAUAACGGGUUUGAAUUAACCGCUAAAGGCGCUAAUGUAGCGUGAGGUCUUCAAAAUGUCAAAUAUCAUAUUCUGUUGGUGGACUAAACGCGUUUUUUUUUUUUUCAAAUAAACGAAAUUUUACGCUUAUUUUGGGGUACCUGAUAUUCAUUUAAGCAACUUUGACUUUGACCUGUCAACGAAUGUCAGUGCUUCCAUAAUGGAGCUAAAAAAAAUAGUACAAAAUUAAGCGUUAUGAAAACAGUGCUAAAUCAGAAGUUAGUGUUUAUUGGGCAUGUUCGAUAUUUUGGAUAAAAUGUUCUUUUUAUGUAUUAUAAUGUAUGAUUUAACUUCAAUCUUGUAGUAAACAAAAUUUGACAGGACUUCUCGCGACUGUCGCGCCAUCUAGUGAGCGAAAGAAAACAGUAGCCCUCAUUGUCACUAUUCGUACCUGUGAGAUCUAUGAGUUAUCCUAUAUUUUCCUUGAGCAGUUUGUUGUGCCAAAUUGGCUACGUUAGGAACAGUUUGUUGUAGAGUCAAUGAAUGAAUCGAUAAUAUAUGAUGUCCAUCUGGUGUUAAGGCCAAUUAGGUAAUCCCGCGUAUUGUAAUAAAGUUUGUUUGAUUUCCUUCCGCAAAGCAUUUAAUGUGUGUACGUAUAGGUUAAGGAAGCAUCUAAACAUAAUGUUGUGAUCGAUCUAUCGACGAAAUACUGCAAUACACCAAUUCUAUUACUAUAAUAAACAUGUAUAUGUCCGUAUUGCGCUUCUCGCUGUAAGUCUCGUUUAAGUGCAUGAAGGCAUGUUUUUAAAGAAAUCGGAAGUGCUAUAAUCUAUAAUAAUCAAAUAUUUAAAAUAAUUAAGUUAUAAUUUUCCAAUAUUGUGGAAGAUGUAUAAUAUUUUUUACUAAUAAAUUUAAUAUUGU